AUGUGUCCCGCUCAUGACAUGGAGUCGCUGGAGAUGGAUUCGCUUCCUUCAGUUCUGCAAGGUGCCAGUUCUAGCGAUGUUGGUGCUACUAACGGUGUUGUGUACAACCACCGGGACGGUUACCAGUACAAGAAAGGUGAGAGCUCGGAGAUCGACGACUAUCUUUCCCGUCAAUUGACCGCGAAAAUGGAGGAGGAGUCUGAUUCUGAGUCUGAAGACACUGAUGUGCCAGAUAGCCACAACAAGAUGGACGAUGAGAAGCUGCUAUACCAGUUUGACGAUAUCGACGAUUUCCCAGAGGGCGGGUUCAAGGCCUGGACAAACGUUCUCGGCUGUUUCCUGGGGCUGACCGCUUGCUUCGGUACUCUGAACGCUACGGGUGUUAUCGAAGACCACAUACAGAAGUACCAAUUGAGUGAUGUCAAGACAUCUACCAUUGGUUGGAUCUUCUCCUUGUUCCUGUUUAUCAACUACAGUUGCUGCAUCUUCUCAGGCACUUAUUUUGACCGUAAUGGUUACAGAGACCCCGUCAUCUUGGGUACCGUGCUACACGUUGCUGGUUUGAUCGCUACUGCUAAUUGCACCAAAGUGUGGCAUUUCAUCCUAGCAUUCUCCAUUGUAUGUGGAUUUGGCAACGGUAUACUAAUCGCACCACUUGUAGCCGUUCCCGCUCACUACUUCUGCAGAAGACGCGGUACCGCUGUGGCUUGUGCUACCAUUGGAGGUUCUAUCGGUGGUGUUAUAUUCCCCAUCAUCGUUAGAAAAUUCUACGCUCUUAAAUCUGACACUGACCCCAAUUUCGGUUAUGCUUGGGGAAUGAGAACUUGGGCUUUAAUAGAUCUGUUCUUGCUAUCCCUGUCCUUACUUUUAGCCAAGGAGAGAUUACCACACGUAGUCGAACCUGAAAAGUACCAAAAUGAAUCAAAAUUCCAACGUAUUAUGAGAGUCUAUAUUAGACAAAGCUGUGACUUAAAAGGCUUUUUGGACAUGAAAUACCUAUUCUGUGUUUCCGGGACUGUUCUGGGUGAAAUAUGCUUAUGCUCAACUAUCACGUAUUUUGCUUCGUACAGUACAGCACAUGGGCUUUCCGAGUCUGAUGCAUAUAUGUUUAUCAUGGUCAUUAAUGCUUUGGGCAUCCCGGGAAGGUGGUUACCUGGCUAUUUCAGCGAUUGGAUCGGAAGAUUCAAUAUCGCCAUUAUUACUAUUUUCUCACUGAGUAUUGUUAUCCUAGUAGGAUGGCUGCCAUUUGGUAACACCUUGGCUAACAUGUAUGUAAUCAGUGCUUUGUAUGGUUUUUUCUCUGGUAGUAUUUUAUCUUUGCUACCUGUCUGUUGUGGUCAAAUUUCAAAGACGGAAGAAUUUGGUAAGCGCUAUUCUACAAUGUACCUGGGAGUCGCUUUCGGUAAUCUGAUUUUUAUCCCCGUCACUGGUGCAAUUAUUGGAAAUGAGUCUUUAACUGGCUACCGUAACUUUGUUAUUUUCUGUGGUGUAGCAAGUAUUUUAUCCGCACUAUGUUUUAUUAUCUCUCGUCAUUUCUGUGUUGGUUUCAGGUUUGUCAAGUUCUGA
Molecule: messenger RNA, 1566 nt
Organism: Nakaseomyces glabratus
Lineage: Eukaryota; Fungi; Ascomycota; Saccharomycetes; Saccharomycetales; Saccharomycetaceae
Product: MCT family MFS transporter
Biological process (GO): transmembrane transport
Cellular component (GO): membrane
Molecular function (GO): transmembrane transporter activity
Source: RefSeq, a predicted model, not a curated record